GAAGUGGGCACGGUCACAUGCAGCGGCACCAACAUCGCGGGCCCACUCCACUCAGUUUACUCUCGCGCGUGCAUCGCGCUCAACGUGUUGUGUGAACCCCGGAGCUGGUGACACGGACUGAACAACGAGGGACAGAUUAGAGCAUCAGGAUGGGGGCGAUGUUCCGGAGCGAAGAGAUGGCGCUCUGCCAGCUCUUCAUUCAGCCCGAGGCGGCCUACACCUCCGUCUCCGAGCUGGGCGAAGCUGGCACCGUGCAGUUUAGAGACUUAAACGCAGAAGUGAAUGCUUUCCAACGUAAAUUCGUCAACGAAGUGCGUCGUUGCGAUGAAAUGGAACGCAAGCUGCGAUACAUCGAAGCAGAGGUGCACAAGGACAAGGUGCCUGUACCGCCCGUCAAGGACAUGCCUCGUGCGCCUAACCCUCGGGAGAUCAUUGAUUUGGAGGCACACUUGGAAAAGACCGAAAAUGAAAUCCUCGAGUUAUCGCACAAUGCCAUCAACUUGAAGCAAAACUAUUUAGAGUUGACAGAAUUGAGACAUGUUCUCGAAAAGACCGAAGCAUUCUUCGCUGCUCAAGAAGAAAUAGGAAUGGAUUCCCUGACCAAGUCACUAAUAGCCGACGAGACUGGUCAGCAAGCCGCCACGCGAGGCCGCCUGGGCUUCGUGGCGGGCGUGGUACAGCGCGAGCGAGUGCCGGCCUUCGAAAGGAUGCUGUGGCGUAUUUCACGGGGAAACGUGUUCCUGCGCCGCGCCGAGCUUGAUAAACCUCUUGAAGAUCCCAACACUGGUAACGAGAUCUACAAGACGGUUUUUGUCGCGUUCUUCCAAGGAGAACAACUCAAGUCUCGGAUUAAGAAGGUGUGCUCCGGCUUCCACGCGUCGCUGUACCCGUGCCCGCCCUCCAACACCGAGCGGCAGGACAUGGUCAAGGGCGUCCGGACCCGGCUAGAAGAUCUUAACAUGGUGCUGAAUCAAACUCGUGACCACAGGCAGCGCGUACUAGUCAGUGUGGCCAAGGAACUGGCCAGCUGGUCGAUCAUGGUCCGCAAGAUGAAGGCCAUCUACCACACUCUCAACUUGUUCAACAUGGACGUCACCAAGAAGUGCUUGAUUGGUGAAUGCUGGGUGCCGACUGCUGAUUUGCCGAAUGUGCAGAAGGCUUUGGCUGAUGGAUCUAACGCAUGUGGAAGUUCAAUCCCAUCUUUCUUGAACUGCAUCGAAACCGACGAGGUCCCGCCAACAUUCAAUCGCACCAACCGCUUCACCCGUGGGUUCCAGAACCUUAUCGACGCUUACGGUGUCGCCUCCUACAGGGAAUGCAAUCCAGCACUGUACACUACAAUCACUUUCCCGUUCUUAUUCGCCGUGAUGUUCGGAGACUUGGGCCACGGUUGCAUCAUGGCACUCUUCGGCGCUUGGAUGGUCAUCAAAGAAGUGUCUCUCUCCGCUAAGAAAUCGAACAACGAAAUCUGGAACAUCUUCUUUGCCGGCCGUUACAUCAUCCUACUUAUGGGCUGUUUCUCUAUGUACACCGGACUUGUAUACAACGACAUAUUCUCCAAAUCGAUGAACAUAUUUGGCUCGUCUUGGUUCGUUCCAUACGAUGACUACACACUCGAGCACAGUAAAGCCUUUUCCUUGGACCCUAAAGCCUCUUACAUAGAUACACCGUAUUUCAUAGGCAUUGAUCCUAUAUGGCAGACUGCUGAAAACAAAAUUAUCUUCUUGAACUCUUACAAAAUGAAAUUGUCCAUAAUAUUCGGUGUCCUGCACAUGAUCUUCGGUGUCUGCAUGAGUGUCGUCAAUUACAACUUCUUCAAGCGCCGCUACUCAAUCAUCCUCGAGUUUUUGCCUCAAGUCAUUUUCCUGUGUCUUCUCUUCUUGUACAUGGUCUUCAUGAUGUUCUUCAAAUGGGUCGCAUACAGCACACUCUCUGAGGAUCCCGCCUACCGUCAGGGUUGCGCGCCAUCAGUUCUCAUCCUAUUCAUCAACAUGAUGCUGUUCUCGAGCACGGAGCCCGAGGACGACUGCAAGGAGUUCAUGUUCGAGGGGCAGGGCACCAUCCAGCGGGUCUUCGUGCUCGUCGCCCUCUGCUGCAUACCGGUCAUGUUGUUGGGAAAGCCGCUGUACCUACUGUCCGCUAAGAAGAAACACGUUAAGCCUGAGCAAUCUAACGGUAACGUGAACCAGGGUAUUGAGCUGCAAGAACAGACCGACAUCUCGGAGGUGCAGCCCAAGCCGCAGGCCAAGUCGUCGGGCGGUCACGACCACGACGACGAGCCGUUCAGCGAGAUCAUGAUCCACCAGGGGAUCCACACCAUAGAGUACGUGCUCAGCACCAUCUCCCACACCGCCUCAUACCUCCGGCUGUGGGCCCUGUCUCUUGCUCACGCAGAGUUAUCAGAGGUGCUGUGGAACAUGGUGCUAACGUUCGGUCUGAAGGACCACAACUACAUCGGCGCCAUCAAGCUGUACGUGGCGUUCUUCUUCUGGGCGUUCUUCACGCUCGCCAUCCUCGUCAUGAUGGAGGGGCUUUCUGCGUUCUUGCAUACAUUGCGUUUGCAUUGGGUGGAAUUCAUGAGUAAAUUCUACGCUGGUCUGGGCUACAUAUUCCAGCCAUUCUGCUUCAAGACGAUCCUCGAACAAGAGGAUGAAGAAUAAAUGUAUUAUUUAAUUGUUAUAAACUUUCUAAACAAAUGUUACGUAGGUUGCAACAGUAUUGGCAUAAAUUUAUAUGCAAAUAGGUGCGAAGGUCACAAUGCAUAGAUGAUAAAUAAAAAAAUAUUUGCGCAUGUU
This is a messenger RNA of Bicyclus anynana (squinting bush brown), 2795 nucleotides long. It is a transcript of the gene Vha100-2, whose product is annotated as V-type proton ATPase 116 kDa subunit a 1. The coding region runs from base 150 to 2660 and encodes 836 amino acids. Gene Ontology annotation, molecular function: proton-transporting ATPase activity, rotational mechanism; ATPase binding. Gene Ontology annotation, cellular component: vacuolar proton-transporting V-type ATPase, V0 domain; vacuolar proton-transporting V-type ATPase complex; plasma membrane. The transcript is spliced from 15 exons. Gene Ontology annotation, biological process: proton transmembrane transport; vacuolar acidification. NCBI's taxonomy places the organism in Eukaryota, Metazoa, Arthropoda, Insecta, Lepidoptera, Nymphalidae. The record is from RefSeq and is a predicted model, not a curated record.